UUACAUGGUUAUAAUUGAAAAUAAUUAGAAUAAUUCGCGUAUUUGUUAUCAAAAAGAAUAAAUAAGUGGAAUAAGUGAUAAAGGGGAUCAAAUUUCGAAAUAAUCGGUGGGAAUGUCGUAAAAGGUUAGUUUAAGUGUAAAAGCACGUGAAGCGUCCUUGAGGUUGUGUUAAAUGUCCCAAUGAGCUUUAAUUGGGGCCAAUUUGGAAACGAAUUACAAAGAAAUUACAUUGUUUGGGAACAAAAUUGGAAAUUAUGAAAGAAAAAAUGGGUGGUUGUCUGACUGUGGAACGCGAAGAGGGACAAGCGAGGAAAAGAAGCGAAGAAAUCGACCGGGAGCUGGGAGAAUUCGCCAAACAGAGAAAUAAUGUUAUUAAAAUACUUUUAUUAGGCGCUGGUGAAAGUGGGAAAAGUACUUUAGUUAAGCAAAUGAAAAUCAUUCACACAGAUGGAUAUAGUUUUGAGGAAUUAAGUAGUUAUAGACCGACGGUUUUAGAUAAUUUAUUGGCUUCUAUGAAGUACGUUUUAUCAGGAAUGGGGUUAUUAAGAAUUAAUUUGGAAUUUUCAAGAAAUAAAUAUCAUGCCCAAAUGGUUUUAACAAGUAAAUCAUGUUUUGAUAUGAAUUUUUUUGUAAUACCUGAUGUGGCAGCUUCUUUACAAGCUUUAUGGGCCGACCGUGGGGUCCGAUUAGCAGUGACCAGGGGUUAUGAAUAUGAAUUAAAUGAUUCAGCUCUCUAUUUAUUCGAAAAUAUGGAUAGAAUUUGUGAUCCAAAAUAUGUUCCAACCCCAACAGAUGUUUUAAGGGCUAGAGUAAGAACUCAAGGGAUAAUAGAGACGAAUUUUCGAAUUAAUGAUAUAAUUGUAAGCAUGUAUGAUGUUGGAGGGCAAAGAUCUCAAAGAAAAAAGUGGAUUUAUUGUUUUGAUGAUGUUCGAGCUGUACUUUUUGUUGUCUCAUUAAGUGGAUAUGAUAUGACGCUAUUAGAGGAUCCAAAUGUAAAUCGAUUAGUGGAGAGUUUAAAUUUAUUUAAACAGAUUGUAAAUAACCCAUUUUUUCGAGAUGCCUCAUUCGUUUUAUUAUUAAACAAAUUUGAUUUGUUUAGAGAGAAGAUUUUGUAUUCUAAUAGACAUUUAAGGAUUUAUUUUAAUGAUUAUAAUGGUCCUGAUCGAGACGUCGAUCGCGGUGCUUUAUUCAUCCAACACAAAUUCGUUUUACAAAACUGUGAUUCAAGAAAAGUUCUCUACCCCCAUUUCACCACAGCUACAGAUACGGCGAAUGUCCGCGUCGUUUUCCAAUCAAUCAUGGAUAUGGUGAUAUCAGAGAAUUUGGGAAGGGUUACACUUCUUUAGUUAAUUUUUAUUUUUUUUUAAUCUUAUGAGGCUUUAUUUUAAGAUUUAACUUAGUUAAAAUCGACCUAACCUCAAAAUUUUUUUUUGACAUUUCGUUUUAUAGGUUAGGUUUGAUUUAAAAAGUGAUAUUUUUUAAAUGAAAUGGUUUAAUUAAGCUAUACGUUGAUAUUAUUUUUUGUUCAUACAAUCAUUUUCAUUGAUACAAUCAAAAAAUCAUUUAAAACCAAAUUAAUCGAUCUCAAUGUGUGUUCAAAUCUUUUCUUUAUUUUAAAUUGAUUUCGAUUUAAUUUAAUUUAGAAAAGGUAGAAGAUUUAGUUUGUUUAGAAGAUUAUCGUGCUGCUUAUCCCCUUAAAUAAUAAGAAUACAAAAGCGAUUUAAUAAAUUAAAACGAUUUAAAUAAUUACUUAACCUGUGAUACAGUGCCUUUUUCUAAAUCUCAAUGUAACAUAAAUUGAUUUUUUUGAUGUUUAUUAAAGAUGGUUAUAAGGAUGGUUAUAUUUAUUUAAGAAUUUGCUGUGUUUUUUACAACUUAUCCUACAAAAUAAAGAAUUAAUUAAUUUAAA
This is a messenger RNA of Onthophagus taurus, 1909 nucleotides long. Its product is annotated as guanine nucleotide-binding protein G(o) subunit alpha. Gene Ontology annotation, molecular function: guanyl nucleotide binding; GTPase activity; G protein-coupled receptor binding. Gene Ontology annotation, biological process: adenylate cyclase-modulating G protein-coupled receptor signaling pathway. Gene Ontology annotation, cellular component: heterotrimeric G-protein complex; cytoplasm. The record is from RefSeq and is a predicted model, not a curated record. Lineage: Eukaryota; Metazoa; Arthropoda; Insecta; Coleoptera; Scarabaeidae.